AUAACAUGAGAAAAGCAGUUGAAAUGAGAAAGCAGCAUAAAAAUCCAUUACUAAAACCUACCUUACCCCACCCCCCAAGCAGCCUCUUGAAAUGCGCACAUACGUUACUCCACCCUUUCCAAUUCCCCCUCCAAUCCUCCAUUAUUACUUAGAGUGUGUGCGUAGUUUUUAAGCAGCAAGGAAAAGAGGCACAAGUUAUUGCGAUACCAUCAAUGGAUAAUUAUUAUUAUAACAGUAGUAAUAAUAAUCUGCAGCAAUCGGUGAUCCCAAUGUUUCUCUAUUCGUCUUCAUCUUCUUCAAAGCAUUUGAUCGAUUUCGAACAUUUUAUUGCCAGCAGACGGAAUUCAGCGUCAUCGUCUUCCAACUGUAAAAUGGAGAUAUAUUCGCCUGCUUAUUACUUGACAUGUAGCUUAGGUGGCAUUUUCAGCUGUGGAUUCACUCAUAUGGCCGUUACUCCUCUCGAUUUAGUCAAAUGCAAUAUGCAGAUCAAUCCUGCAAAAUACAAGACCAUUGCUUGCGGUUUUGGAACAUUACUGAAGGAGCAGGGAAUUAAAGGGUUUUUUACAGGCUGGGUGCCAACCUUGUUAGGUUAUGGUGUGCAAGGUGCUUGCAAGUUUGGGUUUUAUGAGUUCUUUAAGAAAGCCUACUCUGACAUUGCCGGUGAAGAGAAUGCAGCCAAAUAUAAAACAUUGAUCUACCUUGCCGGCUCUGCAUCAGCAGAAGUCAUUGCUGAUAUCGCCCUUUGCCCUUUUGAGGCAGUUAAGGUUCGUCUCCAAACAAAUCCUGGAUUUGCCACAGGUUUAUCAGAUGGCUUCCUAAAGUUUAUUAACGUCGAAGGCACUUCUGGGCUAUACAAAGGGCUGGGACCUCUUUGGGGGCGACAAAUUCCCUACACAAUGAUGAAGUUUGCAUCUUUUGAGACGAUAGUGGAGUUGCUAUACAAGCACGCUGUCCCCAUACCAAAAGAUCAAUGUAGCAAAAGUUUGCAACUUGGAGUGAGCUUCGUUGGUGGGUAUGUCGCUGGUAUUCUAUGUGCAGUCGUCUCUCACCCUGCUGAUAAUUUGGUUUCUUUCCUCAACAAUUCUCAAGGUGCUACUGUCGGCAACGCUGUCAAGAAGUUAGGUUUGUUAGGUCUGUUCACUCGCGGUCUUCCUCUUCGUAUCUUAAUGAUUGGAACUCUUACUGGAGCACAAUGGGGCAUUUAUGAUGCUUUCAAAGUUCUCGUUGGACUGCCUACUACUGGUGGUGCUAUUUCUACCUGCAAAAGGAAUUCUCCAGGAAACUAACAAAGAUAACUGAUUCAACAUUCUCAGGGACAGAGAGUUUAUAUUUUUGGAUGAGUAAAUAGCAUUAGGAUUAAUGAUGCCCGUAUGAUGAGGUUAGCUUAGGGAUUGAUUUCUUCCAUUCAGAGUGUUUUUUUUUUUUUUUACCAAAAUAAUAUGGGCUCUUGUACUCAAAAACAAAUUUGUACACGGUGUGUCUCCUUCAUCUUUUGACCAUCAAGUAGUGAGGUGUAGUGCAUUUUUUCAAGAAACUAAUCUCACCAAUUAUGGAAUCAGAUUUUUCGAAGGAACUUUACAACUUUUGUUUA
This is a messenger RNA of Erigeron canadensis, 1591 nucleotides long. Its product is annotated as mitochondrial phosphate carrier protein 3, mitochondrial-like. Bases 213 to 1286 code for a protein of 357 amino acids. Lineage: Eukaryota; Viridiplantae; Streptophyta; Magnoliopsida; Asterales; Asteraceae. Gene Ontology annotation, biological process: mitochondrial phosphate ion transmembrane transport. The transcript has 6 exons. Gene Ontology annotation, molecular function: phosphate transmembrane transporter activity. Gene Ontology annotation, cellular component: mitochondrial inner membrane. The record is from RefSeq and is a predicted model, not a curated record.